AUGAAUGCGGAGGAAGUGCGCAUGCCUUCACUCCAACGUCAUGAUAACGGUACAGAUUCGGUGCCCACCGUGGAAGCGUCUGGAGACGCUGUCAAGGCCGGUGCCCUCGCCGAAAUCUGUCAGCUGUCCCACGCCGUACCACAGGACAUGUCGCGUGCCGAGUACCGCCAGCUCCUGGAAGUGUGGUCCACCGCGUUACCCUUCUUCGUGGAUUAUCUAGACUGCAAAGAAACGAUCUUCCAGAGCACACUAGGUCGAUCACCGGGGCUUCACAAACUGGCUGAGCAACCUCAUACGCGUCUUCAACGCCACGUAUGCCGACUACGCCAGACGACGACACUGUCCCAGCAGAACGCAGUCACAUGCCUGGACGACUGGCUGCAGCAGGCGGCGCAGCUCGCGACAGAGGCAUUCCUCGUGGCCGAUGAUCUGUCGACAAUUGCCAAGUCAUCCUCGGCAUGGCGGGGAGUACAUGUGUAUUACUCGUUUUUACUCGUCUUACGAGCCGAAGCUUCUUGA
Molecule: messenger RNA, 519 nt
Organism: Anthostomella pinea
Lineage: Eukaryota; Fungi; Ascomycota; Sordariomycetes; Xylariales; Xylariaceae
Source: the annotation of a GenBank genome assembly